GGAUCAACAGAUCUGAUUGAUCUUAUUGUUAGAUUUCAGGAAUUCUAUGCGCUAGGUUUGUCGGCAAUGUUGGGCGGUUUAUUUCCCAUAUAUCCCGUAUCGACAGCGUUGGGUCGCACGAUGGUUAACGUUGAAAGUGGAUCGAAAACACAGCUAUCAGCUUUAUUUAGUUGUCUUUUACUACUGAUAAUAAUUUUGUGGCUAGGACCUUUAUUGCAGACAUUACCUAUGUGUAUUUUAGCAGUGAUUAUUAUCAUGGCACUUCGUGCGAUGUUUCGAAAACUCGCCGAUUUGAAGCGUCUCUGGGGUGCUUCUAAAAUUGAUUGUUUGAUCUGGCUUGUGGCAUUUGUUUCAACAGUAGCGAUUGACGUUAUGCUGGGCCUUGCGAUAUCAAUCAUUUUCGCUUUAUUGACGAUCAUCUUUCGAUCACAAUGGCCUAGAUCCGAAACGCUUGCUCCAACAGGGGGCGGAGAAGAUUUUGAGAACUUGCAAAAAUAUAAAGCUCUCUCUCAAUAUCCGGAUAUUCAUAUAUUCCGAUUCGAUUCACCGUUAUUCUUCACGAAUGUUGAGAACUUCAAAGCUAAGAUCCUGAAGCAGAUGAAAAGCUGGAGUGACAGUGAUUCAGAUACUAAUGAUUCGGUCUCAUUUCUAUUUUCAUACAACCAUCAGAAAUCAAUCGCUUUUCCCGUGAUCUAUAAAAGUUUCUAG
This is a messenger RNA of Anisakis simplex (herring worm), 708 nucleotides long. The record is from the annotation of a GenBank genome assembly. NCBI's taxonomy places the organism in Eukaryota, Metazoa, Nematoda, Chromadorea, Rhabditida, Anisakidae.